Messenger RNA from Xylaria bambusicola, 1709 nucleotides. RefSeq lists its product as uncharacterized. The record is from RefSeq and is a predicted model, not a curated record. The coding region runs from base 158 to 1381 and encodes 407 amino acids. Lineage: Eukaryota; Fungi; Ascomycota; Sordariomycetes; Xylariales; Xylariaceae. The transcript has a single exon.
UUUCUUCCAGUUUCUGCUCGGGUUGAUCCCCACGCUUAGCUUUUUUACUUUCUUCUCUUCAUCUCAAUUAGACUUACUUCUGGUUCACCAAUCUCGAUAAAUCUCCACAAAUACUGUACAAUAGACUAUCAACAACUUCAACGAACAGUUUCGUGUUAUGUCGUACGCUCGGGGUCCGUUGCGGACUCUGCAACUUGCGGCAGUGCUCGCGAUUGCAUCCGCCACCUCCAUCCGAGCAAGCUGGUUACUCGAGAGGGCAGACACCUGCCCUGCUGAUUACAAUAAAUGCACGCAGGCCGGGCUACCGGCAAAUUUCUGCUGUGCAGCUGGGUCCGUAUGUAAUGUAUUAGCCGGUGGGACGACGGUAUUAUGCUGCCCUAGCAAUAGCGACUGCUCGACGAUAAAGAUCAUCAGCUGCGAUAUAUCUCUUCAAGACGCGGACACGCACCCCAAGGCUGCGGCUAAGACUACGGAACUGGAUGGGAAACUUCCAGUGUGUGGGAAGGGCUGCUGUCCUUUUGGGUACCAUUGUGACGAGGCCAGUGCGAACUGUGUGAUGGACAAGGACCAAAGUCAGAAGCCAGGUACCACGCCCAGCUCGACUUCAUCAGCGCACGCGUCACCUACGCAGACUACAUCGCACCCAGCGUCAACGACGAAGGCCAGUACAAGUACCUCAGAAACAGCCAUCGGCACAUUACCCGCCUCGGCAACCACGACGCCAUCAUCAGAGGCCGCAAGCACAAUGAACACAGCGGCCAUCGUCGGUGGUGUCGUCGGCGGACUCCUCGCCCUGGCGCUAAUCUUCGCCGGGGUCUGGCUACUUCGACACAAGCGCAAGAAGGCCGCCGAGGAACGGGCGAAGCGGGAUACGGCGGGGUCUUUCGGAAACAAGAUCAGAGCGCAGAUCGGCGCGCCGAUUCCACACGCUGACUAUUACAACCAACGACUGGACUUCCUCGCCAAGGCGCAGAGCGAAAGCCUCACGUCCUCACUGACACGGCGCGGGUCGCAUCAGGGCGAUAAUGGUGGCGGCACCGACUUCUUCCCCCUCCGCUCGCCGUACUCGAGCAUAGGGUUCCGCCCAGGCAGCGAGAUGACGGACCGGCCGCGCAGCCAUCACGAGUCUGCCGUGAUAGGAGGCCUUAGGAAUCUCACGGACCGCUACUCGAGCGGCUCUGUGUCGAACCCGUUCACCCCCGUGCGAGGCAACCGGCAGCACAGCGGCGGCAGCGAGAGCAUCAAUAUCUUUGCCGACCCGUCCACCGUCGGCACACCCUCCAUCUACAACAGGCGGGAUACCACGUGGACUGAAUUCCAGCAUCACGCCGACCAACCGCAAAUGCCCGACUCGCCCUCGCCUGCGACGAGGAGGAGGUAGCGUAGUUAUCUUACCGCCGUUACCGAAUAUGAUGUGGUGAAGCGAAGGGAUGAUCCCAGAUUGGGUCUUGCAUAAUGCACGCACGCACGCAUACACUCUAUAAUCAGCAUAUAGCAUAAGUUGGGCGUUCUGGGAAAAAGGGUGUGAAUUAACUUUGCUGUUAUUUUACCUUGAUUUUCUUUCCUUUUUGGGGGCAAUUGGGAAAAUUUAUUUAUUUUUGGUUUACGGCUUUGAUACCAUCGGAUACAGAUGUGGCACAGGGUAUAUAGGAGAUGGACACCGGCGUUUGUACAUUUUAACGGCCUCUUUUAUUCUUCUCCCAUGACUC